Pistacia vera is the source of this 961-nucleotide messenger RNA. RefSeq names its product receptor-like serine/threonine-protein kinase SD1-7. The record is from RefSeq and is a predicted model, not a curated record. The coding region runs from base 40 to 273 and encodes 77 amino acids. Gene Ontology annotation, molecular function: protein kinase activity; ATP binding. The transcript is spliced from 3 exons. NCBI's taxonomy places the organism in Eukaryota, Viridiplantae, Streptophyta, Magnoliopsida, Sapindales, Anacardiaceae. Gene Ontology annotation, biological process: protein phosphorylation.
UUGAAUAAAGGAAAGAACCCCAAAAUAUCAAAUUUUGGAAUGGCUAAAGCUUUUACAAAAGAUGAAUUUGAAGCUAACACAGGCCGCAUAGUUGGAACAUAUGGCUAUGUUCCUCCUGAAUAUGUAAGAAAAGGUAUAUACUCUAUGAAGUAUGAUGUGUAUAGUUACGGAGUUCUGCUUCUGCAAAUCAUAAGUGGCAAGAGGACCGCAUGCUACUAUGGCUCAAACAAAAAUUUAACCCUUUUGGAAUAUGGGUAUGAGUUGUGGAGAUAAGGUGAAGCUAUGGAGUUUUUUGAUUCAUCAUUGGAUGACUCUUCUUCUCCAUUGAAACUAAAGAGAUGCAUGCAAGUAGCUUUAUUGUGUGUCCAGGAAAAUCCUGUUGAAAGACCACCCAUGCUCAGGGUUUAUAACAUGCUCAAAGGUGAGAGUGAAGACAUCCCUUCUCCUAAAAAGCAUGCUUUUUCAGUCAAAAGAGAUGAUGAUGAGGAUAGUAAAUGCAUCUUCAAGGUGAAAACAUUUUUAGUCAAUGAUGCAAUGCUUACUCAACCGGAACCACGAUGAGUCGAUGACUAAUUCUGAAAGAUAUUGAAGUAAUUGUAGAUUCCUCAUUAACUAUGCUACUCAACGUGUAAACCACUACUGCAAUUGCUCUUUAUGUAGGGCAGAUUGCAGGGUUCCUAUGAAACACUUAGGUUUUUAAUUUUUUUAAUUUUUUGCAUCCCUUGGUAACACUAAAGGGCAUUGUUUACUUCUUUUACCCCCAAACUCUAUAUUGUAGAGUUAAUUUUGUUCUACACUACUGUUCAUAGCUAAUUCCAAUACUUUCUUUUAGUUUAUCUGUUGUAUGCACACAAUCAUCUUUAGGUUUAUAAAGAGGAUCGGUCACUCUACCUAAUAUUAAUUAAUUGUUAACAUUUUCGGAUGGAUAUCCGAUUCAUGGAAUAUACGAUUGAUGUGGUUA